UGCAUGAAUUGAAUAUGGUAACGUUAGCUUUUCAUUUUCCCAGUCGUGCUAGGGUAGAGGUCUCUCCUAAAAACACGGUAUUUCACCCGAGGGCGGAGCCUUACGUCUUACAUUCUGUCCGCGUUGUCAGCAGCAGCACUGGUGUAUUUGAUAUCUAGAACAGGAAAAUAGGUGUUGUGCAUGAAAUAUUUAUAAAUAAUACAACAGACGGAGAUUUUUUAUCAUACACACAUAUUUGAAUCCAAAUUAAUGACAUACUAGGUACCUGGUUUGGACAAAAACUUUGAGGUUUGUUGGUUAGCUUGGGUAGUCUGUAACUCAAUAUUUAGGCGGCUGGUAACAGCGAAAGCUUGAGAACCAAAAACCACGCAAGUGUGAUGAAGUAUCGCUGAUCAUUUCAUUAUGAUUGCCUAUGAAUGACAACAUUGCACAAAACCUGAAGAAUGUGAUCAAUAAUAUUAUCAACCCGAUGGGUGAUAUCAUUAGGUUAGGUUCAACAUCUGAAAAGUGUAAGCAAGCAUAGAUCAUAACCCUUGUUUAUGUUUAACCUGUUGCACUAGUAAAUGUUAACGGUACCCUGAGUAAAUCUGACUUUACCAUUCAGUCAGUUGAACAUUUCAGGCAUGGUGAUUUGAAUGUUACAUAUCCCAAAUACAUUCCAAAAUUAUAAAAAUCCAAGACACUGAAUGUUAAAAAAAAUUUUCAGCUGAACUAAUCGGGGGAUAGGCGGGUCAGGGAAGAAUUUAUUCAUUUAUGUUGAAAAUGUGUAUCUGGAUGAAUAUGCUAAUGCACUGUUCUCGUGUAGAGAACCUGAAAACUAGCUGUGCUGCAUUCCCCUUGCCUCUCUGUGUGUGACAUUAACAGUAGCUAGCAAGCGUAUGCAAGCCCCAACAAAUUAUGUAUUUUAAGGUUGCCCCUAAGGUCCGGAGAUAUUCUUUGCUGUGUCUCUGGGCCAUUGAUUUUAGAGAUGUUCCUGGGCUUUAGUUACAACCAAUGUUGCACACAUUUGUUUCCAGAAUAAACCUGUCUGUGCCCUGGACGUUUGAGGAUGGAAGGUGCUGAGGGUCAAAGUGCUGAACAGCAAGGAUCUGGUGAGGGAGCGAUGAGCACCAAGAGCUUAUAUGCCACUCUGGGGCUUGCUCCUGAAGAUGUGGAUGCUCUGGCUCAGAUUCCAGAGAACGAAAUCAAUGUGGAAACGUUGCCUUAUCUGAUAAUGCAACUGAAAGCCAAUCGAGCCAAGCAAGAAGAGCAGGGAGAGGCCUCCCCAAAGAACGAUGAGCAGCAAGAAGAUACAGAUGUUAGAGAACCCAGCGUAGAGGACAGUCCCCCUGCCGUCCGUCGCCGGUCAAACAGCCAUGGUGACACUGACUAUCAGAAAGUGGAGAUUCACAGUCGACCAGAGCGGCGAUUGGAGCCAAGGAGAGAUUCUCGUCCCACAAGGCCCCCGAGGGAAAAACUAUCUGACAGCCAAUCAAGGUUUCCUCUCUCCUGUCAAGUGAAUGAUUUUCAUGGAUUUGAGCCCAAGGUUUUCCCACAUAAAUGCUCGCUAUGCUUUUGCAUGUUGAAUUCUCCUGUGACAUGGAAGGAACAUCUCAAUGGAUUACGUCAUGCCGAGGGCUGUAGAGAACUCCUGCGUAUAUAUCCAGAUUGGGAAAGACAUGAUUCCAGGAGGAAAAUGCCCUUCUUUAUCCCAAGUGGAGAUGCUCUUUCACCUCCCAGAAGAGCACCACGUCCUGCUAUGGCUUACAAGAGACAACAUGGCUCAGACCGUCUAGGAGGUGAAGUCUGGUCUUCAUUUGAAAGGCAGAAUUUUCAGUUGAAACCGAAGGCUGGCACUAGGGUUGUGGUCACCAAAUUUCCCCUUGGUACCGUUGCGGUAGAAGACUUGAUGGCUUUGGCUAAGCCAUUUGGCACAGUUGUAAAACAUCUGGUGUUCCCUUACAAGGGAUUCUUGGAGUUUGGUUCGCACAAAGAGGCAGUCAAUAUGGUGAAUCACUAUAGGGAGAAUCCAGCCUUCAUGAAGGGGAAAAAGUUGACUCUGUUUCUGUCGCCUGUGGUGGUCAGUAUUCAUACACCAUGGUUGGGUGAAUCAUCAGAAAGGAGGUCUACCAAACAUGGUUCCAGUUCUGUGGUUUGUUUCUCCCGCUUACCUCCUGGGAAGGAAAGAGAAUCUGAGAUUCUUGAUAUUGCCAAGAUGUUUGGAGAUGUGCGCCAUUCAACAUUUUCAGGAGAUCAGGCCCUGAUUGAGAUGGUGGAUUGGGAGGAUGCUGACAUCAUGGUGAAGUACUACCACUCCAACCCCCUCAAGAUUGAUGGAAAGGGUGUCAAAGUCAGCUUCUCACUGAAGCGUCUGAGAGAAAGUCCUGACUCCACAUCCAGAAGAGUAGAAUCCAGCAAAAGGCACAGCAGCAGACACAAGAGUGAGGAGAAGAGCAAGACCUCAAGCUCCACAAACAAAGAGAAACCCACUACAGGCCAACAGCCUGAAGAAAGUCAACAAAGCACUUCAGAGGAGGGCAAGGAUGAAGUAACAGAGGACAAAAAGGAGGAGAACCAGAUGGAGGAGGAGGUUGGGACGCAGGAGGAGAUUGACACCCAAGAGGAGAAGGUUGAGAUCCAGGAGGAGGAAGUCAAGGAUGACAUUCAUUUGGAAAACAAAGAUGGAGACGAUGAGGGCAUCCAAGUGGAAGAUGAACAGAACAUGUUAGAUGAUGAGAUUGCAGCUGGUGCUGGCACUGAAGAGCAUGCUCCUUCCAAAGGUUCAUCUCUGGUGGGUGAUUCUAAAGAUAAGGGGGGACCUGAUAUCACAGAAGAGAUGGCAGAUGAUACAUUGGAGGAUUCUGACCUGAAGGCUGCCGAUGAUCCUGCUGUUUGUGAUCCUGACGUCUCAGUGGAGGACGUGAUGGAACAGAGGAGCUUUCAUGAAGAUGAUCAGGAAGAUGUGGAUGACAUAGAUUUCCCUGAGAAUAUGGAUGAUUUUGUUACAUUGGAUGAACUUGAUGACAACGCUGGAGGAGAUGAAUCACAUGAGUCUGAUUCUUCAUGGGAUGGAAAGGUUGUCCAUAUUAGCCCAAUUUUGAAGGGCUAUAGAAACGUGGAGGUGGCCCUGUUGAAUCUGGCUGAGAGGGCACAAGUGGAAGUUGUAAAUUAUUCCAUAUCCUUUUUCAAAGAGGAGGCAUGGAUAGAGCUUGAUACUACAGAGGAAGCACAUGCAAUGGUGAACUUCUACCAAGGCAAAGGACAGUUGUUGGGGAGACGUGUCAGUGUUCGCAUGUGCUAUUCACAGAAGAAAUUGGAGGGCCCUAGUGGAAGAUCGGUCUACAUUUGUAGUCUUCCACUUAAGAAGUACUCUGACGUCUCUCUGUUGCGGCUGGCCCAGCCUUUUGGAAAAAUCACUGGCUAUCAUUUGAACUGGCGUGUUGGAAAGUGUUACAUCCAGAUGGAGAGUGUGGAAGCAGCUGAGAAAAUGGUGAAGAAGUUCUUACAACGUCGUCCCAAGUUUUACGGAACCCUGCUGAGGGUCAGUUUGUGCAAAAAGGGAGACACGCUGAUACCCUGGAAACCUCCAACUAAAUAUGAGCUGUGGUUGGAGAGUCAGAACAGCAGAAAAUCACGAGACCAGUAUGACGAUGAGGAGACUAACGGCCAGUCAGCCAGUGUCCAAUCUAAACGGGAUGUCCAGAGCCCGGUGUCUGACCGUGAGGGUGUCUGUGGUGACCCUGAGGAGAAGGCCAGUGAUGUGGAAGCUGUGCCAGAGGAAAAGAAGCAGCAGGAACCUCUGGGUCCUUAUCAACCUGACAACCCCGUUGGUUUGGACUACCUGGUGCCAAGGACUGGAUUUUUCUGUAAGCUCUGCAACAUCUUCUACACAAAUGAGAAAACGGCCAAAUCUGUUCACUGUAGCAGUGAGGAACAUUAUCUGAACCUUAAGAGGGAGAUGGAGGAGAAUGAACAGCCCUCAGCUGAUUAAGAGGGAUGUCAUCCACCUGUUUUAUCAAAGAAAAAUUGGCUGUUUUUAUUAUUAAUGUCUAGUUGUUUGCUGUUUAACAUUCCAAUAUUUUCUGUUGAUCUAGAAAACAUGAUCCAUUCACAAUAAAUUAAGGCAGUCAAGAAUUACACAUAGUCCCAUUCUGUGGUUAUAAAUAGUACCUGGAUUUAGUUGCCUCUUGUCGAAUAAACAAAAACAUUUGAUUUGUG
This is a messenger RNA of Esox lucius (northern pike), 4197 nucleotides long. Its product is annotated as matrin-3. NCBI's taxonomy places the organism in Eukaryota, Metazoa, Chordata, Actinopteri, Esociformes, Esocidae. Gene Ontology annotation, molecular function: RNA binding; zinc ion binding. Bases 1049 to 3970 code for a protein of 973 amino acids. The record is from RefSeq and is a predicted model, not a curated record. The transcript has 20 exons. Gene Ontology annotation, cellular component: nucleus.